Anolis carolinensis (green anole) is the source of this 5128-nucleotide messenger RNA. It is a transcript of the gene fgf5, whose product is annotated as fibroblast growth factor 5. Lineage: Eukaryota; Metazoa; Chordata; Lepidosauria; Squamata; Anolidae. The transcript is spliced from 3 exons. Gene Ontology annotation, biological process: cell differentiation; fibroblast growth factor receptor signaling pathway; positive regulation of gene expression. Gene Ontology annotation, cellular component: cytoplasm. Gene Ontology annotation, molecular function: fibroblast growth factor receptor binding; growth factor activity. The record is from RefSeq and is a predicted model, not a curated record. The coding region runs from base 1566 to 2405 and encodes 279 amino acids.
UUCUUACCGCCAGGAAGUUCUUUCUUCCUUUCAAAUGUUUUAAACAGAGCUGUCUGAAAGGAUGUCGCAAUCAGGCGGGGCAAUCUUGGUUUCUGCUGCUGUAGAGAGCCAUGGAUUCAAAGGGCUUCCUGAGGGCGAGAACUGUUCAGCAGCGGAAUAUGUCGCCUCAGAUCGGAGUGUGGCGUUUCAGGAGUCAGUCAGCAGGACACAGAGCCACCCAAGGACCGACACUCCUCCCCCUUCUCGGUGAAGUGGCUGGCCACCCUUGGGAAUCACCAUUCUAGCCAGAGGCGGUGAAUCCCACGGCUGAAAAGAACUUGAUCCCAUCCAGAAUCACCCGGAGCGACGUCACUGGCGAACGGGGCAGGCCGCCUUCACUUUCCCUGAACCACACACUUCUGGAUAGACGACGGUUGCCUCCAAGUUCAACCCUUCUUCGUCAGGAAAAGCAGGAGUGGAAAAGAGAGCCCCUUCCUCCCUCGUCUGCUCGCCUUUCCCCCCAGGGAGCCCCUUUCUCCUGCCUCCCUCGAGGAAUUCUCUCCAGCCUCUGGGCUUGGCUGCUGCGUAAAAGCGCACAGAGCGCCUCUCCUGCUGCUGUGCACCCCGGUGGAUUUCUCUCACACACGCUCACACACAGACACUCUCACACACCCUAGUAGAAGAGAAGAGCCCUUCCUUCCUCGUCUCCGCGUCCCUUUUUUCUCAGGAGCGCCUUUGCCUUGCCUCCGUCGAUGAAGGCUUCUCUCCCGCUGAGCUUGGUUGGUGCGUAAAAGCGCACAGAGCGCCUCUCUCCUGCUGCUGUGCGCCCCGGUGAGUUUCUCUCUUUCUCUCUCUCACACACAUAGACAGACACUCUCACACACCCUUAGUAGAAGAGAGGAGCCCUUCCUUCCUCGUCUCCGCGUCCCUUCUCUCUCAGGAGCCCCUUUGCCUUGCCCCCGUCGAUGAAGGCUUCUCCCUGCUGAGCUUGGCUGGUGCGUCAAAGCGCACAGAGCGCCUCUCUCCUGCUGCUGUGCGCCCCGGUGAGUUUCUCUCUCACACACUUACACACAGACACUCUCACACACCCUGUUAGCAGAGAGGUGCCCUUCCUCCGUCGUCUCCGCGUCCCUUCUCCCUCAGGAGCCCCUUUGCCUUGCCCCCUUCGAUGAAGGCUUCUCCCUGCUGAGUUUGGCUGGUGCGUCAAAGCGCACAGAGCGCGCCUUUCCUGCCGCCGCGCGUCCUCGGUGCCUCCUGCGCCUCUUUCCGCGGCUGCCCGGGGCUGACCUUCGCCUUUCCGACGCCUUCUUCCUCCUCCUCCUCCUCCUCCCUUCGGGGCUCUUGCAAGGCGCCCUCCCGGAGGCGCGGAAGGGCUGGCGAGGCGAGCCUCCUCUUCUGGGCUCCAGGCAUGCAGGGAGCGCUGUGAGAUCACCCGGGUUAUAAAUAUCUCCGUGCCGCCGCCACUGCGCUCCCCGGCCGCGCUCCCCCUCCAACGGGUUGACGAUGCCUUCCUCCCGAAGCCACCCCGGGGACAGGAGCCUCCCGCGCCGCCGCAAAAUGCCCAGCGCGUCCCUCCCGCUGGAAGGAUGAGCCCGUCCCUCUGCCUCCUCUGCCUUCUCCUCUUCCUCAGCCACCUGAUCCUCGUCGCUCGGGCGCAACCGGAGACGCCGCCGCCGCCGCCGCCACAGCCCCCGCGCAGGGCAGCCCUCCGAGACGCGGCGCUCAGGCUCCGGAGCAAGGGGCGCAACGCCACCGCGGGGGCCUCCUCGCCUGCCUCCUUGUCCGCCCCUUCCUCUUACUCGUCCCGCUCCGGGGAAGUUGCGGGCAGCGGCUCCGAGAGGGGUAGCUUCCAGUGGAGCCCCUCCGGGCGCAGGACCGGCAGCCUCUACUGCAGGGUGGGCAUCGGCUUCCACCUCCAAAUCCACCCCGAUGGGCAGGUCAACGGCUCCCACCAAGGCAGCCUGCUAAGUAUUUUGGAAAUAUUUGCUGUGUCUCAGGGGAUUGUAGGAAUACGAGGAGUUUUCAGCAACAAAUUUUUAGCGAUGUCAAAAAAAGGAAAACUCCACGCAAGUGCCACAUUUACAGAAGACUGCAAGUUCAGGGAGAGGUUCCAGGAGAACAGCUAUAACACCUAUGCCUCAGCCAUCCACAGGACUGGGAAAACGGGAAGGGAAUGGUACGUGGCCUUGAACAAACGGGGCAAAGCGAAAAGGGGCUGCAGCCCCCGGGUCAAACCGCAGCAUAUUUCCACGCAUUUCCUCCCGAGAUUCAGACAGACUGAACAGCCGGAAUUGGCUUUUACGGUCGCCGUCCCCGAAAAGAAAAAGCCACCUGUCGUAAUCCCAGCAAAGCCAAAGGUUUCCUUGCCGGUGCCUCGGAAAAACUCUCCUCCCGUCAAAUACAGACUCAAGUUUCGCUUUGGAUAGUAAUCACUGAACUCUGAAACCAAGGAAUGUCAUUUCUUUUCCUUUUCAGGAGCUGCUGCUUAAAUUUGAUUAUUCCAUGGUCCAGAACAAUGGUGGGUGAGACCCAACAAGGCACCCAGCUCCAUUCGGAGAUCCUGCUGGAAGAUUCAUAAUCCUUUGAAAUAUUGACCUCUAAACUGAAUUUUUUUGGGGAGGGAAAAGAGUAUAAUUCUUCAGCUACGCAAUGGGGAAAGGCACCAGAGGAGUUCGAAAGGAUGGGAAGGCAUUCAGGGGACGAGGGUUGCCUUAAUUUUUCAACCUCAUCUUUCUGCUUUCCAGUUCUGGGCAUGAGUUUUCCUCUCUUGACUUUACAUGGCUGUUCCAGAUAGGUGAACAGAUUCUUUUAAGAUGUGAAAGAUUACCUCAUACGUUGCAUUUUUUCUUUAUUCUGACUUCUACUGGUUUUAAUUGUUUUCUUAAUUGUGUUUGUUGUUUUUAUUUGGUGAGGAGAGGAAGGAAAUUGCUCAUGUCAUUUUUGUUUUUCCCUCCUAUCACAUUUUUGCUGCACUUUUAAGAAAGAAAGAAAAACAAAUGAAAAUACCUCAGGCAAAUGGAUAGUUGUGGGUGGAUUCACACAGCUGGUGGUCUAAAAAUUAAAGAAUUUUGAUAGGAGAAAUAAAUAAUGAUGCAAUACAUAUGUCAGACUGGAAAGGUCCUGUGGGAUUGUGAAAUGGACAAAGUUUGUACUUUUACAUUUAACAGCCCUUAGUCCUGAUCCAGUGAAGUCCAAUGUCUCUGCAAAGUUUUUUGUGGACACUGUCCUCAUAUUUGUGUGAAUGCAUUGUACCAGUCAUCAAAUUCUAGAUGAAAGCAAAAUUUAAAACCAGUUUGAUGUGUGGGUGGGUGAUUCUCGACAGUCAAAACAUUGAAGCAGUUUAAAAGGAAGCCAAAACUGUUUUGAUUAGCAAUAUUCCAUGGAAGAGGCGGUGGUGUUACGCAUCUCCAUUUCAUAGGCAUCAUAGUAGAUGGAGUGGCAGCUGGUGGCUUUUAUAUCAAUAGAUGGGAAAGUUGAUCUGAAGUUUAGUCUGAAUUUUAAAGGAAGAAUCCAAGGAAUGGAACUGUUUCUUUCAACAGCUGGAUUGCUCUUUUGAAAUUGGUUUUGUGGGGAAGAGGAGGUUACUGUUUGCUCUGCAUUUUCUGGGAUGAAAUCUCAGUUGAGAUUACAGUACAGUCAGUCCUCCACUUUGGCUGGAGUUAGGGGCACAAGAUUGCUAUGAAAGUGAAAGCCCAUAAAUAGAAAAUAAUGUUUUUUUUAAAAAAUCUGAGUGAAUACUUGUCUAGGAAAUCGUAGGUCCUUCAGCAUGACUCUGUGGUCAACAUCUGCUGGAAACCAACUGUCUUGCUGGAGGACCUAGAGAUUUCUAGAAAGAACAUUUUAAUCAAAUCUGCAAAAGUCAAACCUGCAAAUACAGAGGGCUGACUGUACAGCUCCCAGUAUAUCUUUGCCAGCAUGGGACACAUCUAUACUGACCACUUAAGUUAAUUUCAAACUAGUAUUUAAGGAAGUGUUUUCUCUGCAGAUGUUUUCAUAGGAAAUCCUGGAGCCAGUUGGAGGCCUGGACGGUGAUUACACAAACCACAGAGCACUGAUGUAUAUUAAAGACUUUAUUAAAGUGCUUUUAUGGGCAUUUGUUGUCUAGCCACCACAGUUUGGAGCUAGUUUUGAACUGCAUUAAAUGGUCCAUGUAGAUGGGACCAAUGUCAUUUGGGGAACUGUCAUCCAAAACGUAAUCUUUUCAGGCAUUAGAGUCCUCUUCAGUAUACCUACUUUGCUCAUCUGCAUCUGAAAAGACAGUAAAGUAUUUACCACACUACACAUGUGCAUAUAACCCCUGAAUCGAAAUCAUAAUUAUUUCUGAGACAAAUCAGGUUAUCAUACAGACACUGGAUUCCAAAUAAACAUGUCUGGAUGUUUUUUUCCUAACCUAUCUGAAAAAAAGAAAGAGUGGGAUGCAAAGGUUUUCUUUUUAGAUAUAAUUUACCAGGACUGACUCAUAACAUUUCAUUAUCUGAAGCAAAACAGCAAACAACAAAGUUAACAUACAUACAUGUCAAUUAGUAUAUCCAUGCUAAACAGUUAUAACAUUUCAACCACUGUGGAAUCCUGAGAUUUGUAGUUUCAUGAAAUUGUCCAAUUUUUUUGUCAGUCAGUUCUAAUGCCAUAUUUAGUGAAUGUACUAGACAAUUUCAAGUAUCCCACCAGACUACAAUCCCAAGCUUUUGUAGGAUGGUAUCCGUGGCAUCCAACUGAAGUAUGAAGUGUGGAUGUAUCCAAGAUGUGUAAUACCCUUCUGGCACUGAUCAUUUUGCCACUGCAUUCAAAGAAUCUCACAAAUACCUGGCAGUAAAAACAAAAUCAUAAUAGAACAGAUAAUAAACAAUUUGCUAUCAUCUCACGAGAUGCCAAAUUUGCUGUUUAGCAGUAAAGUCAGCUGUAGAAGAGCCCCUGAUGUGUGUUCCUAUGUAUGUUGAACAUUUUGCAGAAAGAAGAAGAAUAGGGCAGGUAUUGUACCCAAGAGCUCCAUGAAGAUGUUAGCAUUGGAAACUUUGGGAUGUGUAUAAGCCCAUGUGGCAUUGUGUACCUCCUUCUUUAUCACUGUGCAUUUUUAAAGGUUUGAUUCCAAUUCAAUUUUUUACAGACAUGCCUGACUUUGAAUCCUGUGCCAUAAAUUUAAUCUGCUCUA